UGAACAGCUGUUUGCCGGCAUAACAAAUUAUAACUUUGUAGAAUAUUCGUGAACGAUUUGGUUUUAAUGCUUAAAUUGUAUUGAAAAGUCAUAGCAAUGGAAGAUAGUAACGAAGAGAUUGAACCCUGCCGCAGCAUUGGCCCGCACGAGUCGGACGCCGUGAAAAGUCAGGCGAUAAUAAAGCUGUCUCCAGUCCAGGUGCCUGCUCACUUCAAGCGCCUGGAGUGCAACACUAAUCUUAAUCUGCCGCCCCUCAACUGGCUGACCACGUCGCACAGUAGUCAUGGCCUGCAUCAAGCGUUGUAUCAGAGUGCGGGUUUUGCCAGCUUUCGCCUCGGUCAAAUGUUUCCCGACUGCGUGGGCGAGGUGGAUGUCGUCUCGGAUUCGGAGAACAUUAAACAGCUACUGAAACUGCCGUAUAGCGCUAAGAGCGCCAUCAGCAUGGUUGUCCACAAGGUGGGCAACACACUGCUGCUGGAUGAGUUCGAUAUACAAAAAUAUUUACUACGCAAAUCGGAUGAUGAUUGGAAAUGGCUGCGCACGUUUAUAUUGGAGCACAUUUUGGCCUACGAGGAUGAGCAGCAGCACAAUUUCUGCCUCAAGGAGCGUUCACGCGAGGCGUUGCAAACGAAGAAUCUUCUUUCGAAGUUUCUGUACCACAGUCUCAAGCAAACUGGCGAUGCUGAUAGCGAUGCACCCCAGUUGCUGACCAGCAGACGCACUGGUCUACCAAUAACUGGUCCCGUGCUGCCGGAGCCGAAGAUCGAGGAGAAUGUGCCCGAUCCGAAGUCGAGUCACGCCUUCAAUCGGAAUGUCGUGUGGACUUUCGAGGAUAUACGCAUGCUUAUCGGCACCGAUAUGCCUAUCUUUGGUGGUCCAAAUAGGCCCUGCAUCAGUUUGUGGCUUUGGGAUGCUGCUCAACCCAUUAAUGUGCUCACGGGCAUUGAUUACUGGCUGGACAAUCUGAUGUGCAAUGUGCCCGAGGUGGUCAUGUGCUAUCAUUUGGAUGGUAUUGUCCAGAAAUAUGAGAUCAUCAAGACUGAGGAUUUGCCCUAUCUGGAGAAUUCACAAUUCUCGCCGCAGGUCGUUCGCAAUGUGGCCCAGAAUAUUUUGGCUUUUCUCAAGGCGAAUGCAACCAAGGCGGGACACACUUACUGGCUGUUCAAGGGUCGCAAUGAUGAUGUCGUGAAGCUCUACGAUCUGACCACUCUCUGCCAGAAUCAGAAUAAAGCGGGUGAGAAAUCAGAGCGACCACAAAAACAACAGCAGGAAAUGAAUCCGUUCACGGUGCCCGUUGGCAUGUUGUUGUAUUCCGUGGCACGCAACAUGAAGAAUACGCUGGAGCAUAUAACGCCGAAGGCGGCGGGAAAUAUACGCGCAUUGCUGGACAACUGCAUCAAGCUGUUGCCCAAGGAGCAGUAUCCACAGAUUGUUAGCUCCUCACACUAUAUACUCUCCGAUUUGCAUGUGCCCGCCGGCAUUGAUCCCAAGGCACCGAAAUUCAAUGACUCACAAACUCUAUUCGAUGACGACGACAUUGAUGAGGAAGAUGAGGAGGACGAAGACGACGAGGAGGAGGUGGAGAGCUAUGAUAAUGAUGAGCCACCGCUUGAUUUUGGCCAUGACAAGUACUAUCAGAGCUCAGAGCAAAGCGGAGGCAAAGCCAAUGUUGCCGUGCGUCACAUUUGUGAUGCUCUGCGGGAUUUCAAGUCGCAUGCCAAACAACCCAAGCCGGCGCCUCUAAUCGCCAGCACUGUGGAUCGUUGCAAAAUCUCGCUGCAGCACAUCAGUGCUGGCAUCUCCUGUCUGCAGUACUUCAAUGACAAUCAGGAGGAGAAGCUCAAGGAGUCAGAGAUGCACGCCAAGGAGGAGGAAAAGGAGCGCAUCCUGCACGAAGAGCAAAAUCCCAAUAUGGCCAAACCCUUCAAUGCCAUACCGUUGCCGUAUGAGCAGCUCAAGAUUUUUCCGCCGGCAGCGCAGGCGCAGACCAAAAAGCAACCCACUAAGACUACGCGGAAGCGUGGCAAAUCCAAGGAACUGGUCACCACCACAAAUUGCCCUAAACCUGCAGCUGCCAGCAAUCAGCAGCUCAAUGCCAAGUUCAAUACUCAACACUUUGGCUCGUGGAAUGUGCAUCUAAGGUUGCUGCUGCUGGAGAAAGCUUGUCUCACCUAUGCCACGCUAGCGGAACACCAUUACGAGGCCCAGAUCUAUGGCUGUACGCUGCGUGCCAUCGAGCUGGCCUGUCGCUGCCAGCAGGUGCUCAACAAGUAUAUGGCCAACGUGGUCUCCCAGCAGAGCUGUCUGCUGGGUCGUGCCGGUGACUGUUUCUUUCAAAUCUCGAAGCAUUGGAGCGCCAUCGAGGAGUAUGUGCAGCAAUAUGAACAGUUGGAUGAGCCAACACGUGAAAUAUCCCUCGAGCUGGCACAGGAACUGGACGGUGUCGAGCUGCUCACACUGGCGCCCUCCAAGAAUGUGGAGCAGGUCAUGUUACAUAGCUGCAAAUGCUACGAAGAGGCGCUGGAGCACGCCAAGAGCGCGGAGAGCAAUGAGCUGUUGCGUCGCUUGGGCAACGUACGCAAUGAGCUGGGUCUCAAAUACAUGUACUCCGCUCAGGAGGAGUAUAGCCAAAUGAAACGCAAAAGGGAAGCAACCCAAACUAAGGGUGAAGAAUGCUCAAAGGCUGAAAAUGAUACUAAAACUGAGACUGUUGCAUCUGCCUCUGCAUCAGCGGAGCCGCUGUAUGUCAAACUGACUGUCAAUUCAUAUGACUGCCUGCGUCGCGGCAUUGAAGCCUUCACGGCAGUAGAGGAUAAUGUGAAUCUGGCCUUUCUCUACUGCAACAUGGGCAGAUUUAUGAGGCUGCGUGCUCAUCUCACCAUGCCCAAUGAGAGCACCAUUGCCUUGGACACACAGAAAACGUUUUAUAACGAGGCCUUCAACUACUACGAAAAGGCCAAGGAUUGCCUGGACACAAGGAAGGCCAAUGCAGAGCUGUGGGAUCUGGUGCAAUGGGAACUAUCGACGGCCACAUUUACGCUAGCCAAACAGUUGCAAGACAACAGUGCAGCCGAUAAGAGCAGCCUGGCCGAGGCAUCCAAGGAGGUGAUCGACUUGCUGCAGAAGUCGCUGCGGCUAUGCGAUGUGGAUCAUGCAGGCGCACGCCAAGUGCUUUAUAGCUUCCGCUCGGGCUUGAUACACAAGCGCAUUGCAUCCUUCCACUAUGCACAACUGCGUGGCUAUGGCGUUUCUGAUGUGUCGCAGCUGCCGAAAUCAACGCUUCAGUUGUGCAAAUACCACUACGAGAAGGCCACACAAAUACUGGAGAGUCUGAAGGAGGUGCGGGACUUGCUGGUGGUGCAAUUGGAGCGCAUCUCACUGCAUGAGUUUCUCUCGGAUGUUUCCAGUCACGCUGCACAGAAGGUGAAACAAAUGCAGGCGGCUUUAGAGAUUUGUUUGCAGUGCCAGCUUAUUUUUGGGCAUGUUAUCGAUAACAGUGGCAACGUUAGCGGCGACGAUGACGAUGAAUUUAAAGUGCAUUUGACUCUCUAUGAAAGCCGAUUGCAGAACGCUUUGAAAACGCUCAUCAAAUUGUUGCUAACGACCGGCAAGGAUCCAAAACAGCUGUCGGCGUUGUACAAGCGCAUGUAUAUGGAAACCUUGACUGGGAAACAUGGAUUAGGCGCACAGCAAACAGCAACAACGUCAAUUUCACGUUCACACCAUUUGCACACGCUGCUGACCCGGCUGAAAGCCAUGUGCGGCACUCAGCUGGCCAGCGACUAGAAUCAACUACUCAAGCGCUCUGCAGUACGUGUCGUCAACGAGUUUGAUAAAAAAAAGAAAAAGAAAAGAACAGUUCAAAUUUUGUAUACAUAUAUACAAUCGACCCGCCUUGUGUUUAUUGAUGUGUGUUUUCGUCUCUCGUCUCUCGAAUACGCUGCUACAAUUAUUGUUUAGCCCCGCCUUUGGCAGCGGCAAUCGUUCAUCAACUGCUUGGCAUCGGCAACACUGGCAAUAUGCUUCUCGAACACAACCACUGCCAGCACAAUGGCCACAUGUAUGAUCUGCUCAAAAAGAAAACAAGCCAUUAGCCUCAUCAAUCGAAGCAAUCGCUUAAACAUUACAAAUCACACAUCUUACCUUGAGCCACAUAGUACGCAUUUUGUGGGGAUUUAGUUUUCUGUACGGGCUGACGGGCGCGCUGCUCUUAUAAAGUCGCGUGGCUCCCGCCAGACGUGCCCCUCAUCAAGAUUAGAGAGCCCAGUGCACUGGGUGUGCGUCAAUCUUGGACUGCUUCUGUUGUUAAGUAUGUUGUUAAACAAGCUGAUGAUGCUUGAGUAAUCGAGAGUUAUAUUCUCAUUCUCACCCAAAAUGUGAGAGAAUUGUCUUAUUAAGUUUACGAUUAAUUUAAAAGAAACACUGUCAUAGUUUAUUACUCUUUGCUUGUUGAUUCAAAGAUUUAUCUUAAAGUUUUAAUUGCUCUCUCUUCAAAGUUAACUCACUGACUUACGAUAUGAUCUUCAAGUCUUUUAAUCCAAAAGUGUAAUUAGAGUAAAUUACCAAUCAAUACCAUUUCUAUUUCUAUUCCUUCUAUGCUAAAUAUAAUGAACUGAAUCUUAGACUUAAUGUGAAAACCUAUAAAUAAUCACAAUAUUUAUAUGCCAAAAAUAAUAAAAAUCCAUAAUAAUACUCAAGAAA
Molecule: messenger RNA, 4701 nt
Organism: Drosophila grimshawi
Lineage: Eukaryota; Metazoa; Arthropoda; Insecta; Diptera; Drosophilidae
Product: erythroid differentiation-related factor 1
Exons: 6
Coding region: 97-3786 (1229 amino acids)
Biological process (GO): positive regulation of DNA-templated transcription
Source: RefSeq, a predicted model, not a curated record